Brassica napus (rape) is the source of this 966-nucleotide messenger RNA. RefSeq lists its product as uncharacterized. The transcript is spliced from 2 exons. NCBI's taxonomy places the organism in Eukaryota, Viridiplantae, Streptophyta, Magnoliopsida, Brassicales, Brassicaceae. Bases 1 to 966 code for a protein of 321 amino acids. The record is from RefSeq and is a predicted model, not a curated record.
AUGUCGAAAAUCUCAAACCUAGACUAUGCUGCCCUUAAUCUCUCCGGAGACAACUAUUUGCAGUGGGCACUUGACACAAAGAUUAACUUGAGGUCAAAGGAACUCGGUGAUGCUAUCAUCGAGGGCAACAAUGAGACUGAUAAGAAUCGGUACAGGGCUAUAAGUAUUAUACGCCAUCAUCUCAUUGAGGGUCUGAAAGAUCAGUACCUCACCAUGGAGAAUCCACUAGACCUUUGGACCGCUUUACAGCGACGAUAUGAUCACCAGAAAACAAUGCUAUUACCAAAGGCUAAACAUGAGUGGAAGAAUCUCAGAUUCAUGGAUUAUAAGUCUGUGGAUGAAUACAAUUCAAUAUUGUUUAAGAUAGUCUCAAUGAUGAGACUUUGUGGUGAGGAAGUAACCGAGAAAGAGUUGCUUGAUAAAAAAUUCUCCACGUUCCAUUCGACGAACGUGUUGCUGCAACAGCAUGAGAUGAGACCCAUCGGAACAGCAGCAUUACCAGAAGCCAAUGAGGCUAAAAAGAAAGACCCCAAAGAGUACAACCACGUCCAUGAUGAUAAGAGAUCACACGGAAAAGGCCGUAGUAGAUACAAAGGACGUGGCCGUGACAACUACUCAUAUGGCCGGCAAGGAAACCACAAUAACUGUGGUCGUGGUUCCAGCUAUGGCCGUGGCCGAGGCAGUUAUGGCCGUGGCCGAGGCAGUUAUGGCCGUGGUCGAGGCGGCAUAUCUAAACCGUCUAACUCGACCAAAUCAGCUUGUCACAGAUACGGGAUGAGUAACCAUUGGGCCAAGAAUUGUAGAACCCCUAAACAUCUAUGUGAGCUCUAUCAAGAGAGCCUUAAGAACAAGAACCCGGAAGCCCAUAUGGUUCAUGAUACCGGGUAUGAUGCUGAUGAUGAUUCUGACCUUAAAAAGGACGACCUCUUGGAUUUUGAGACUUCUGAUUGUCUUAUUGUUUUAUGA